AUGACUAUCCUUGCAUGCUUGCGUUCUUUGGGAGGUGUUCAGACCUUUAACUCAAGUUCCCAGACUAUUCUUGGCCAGACCACUGUAGGAGUGACUCAGACCUCUAACCAAGUUGCCUACGACCGUAAUGAUUACAUCAACUACUGGAACAAUGUUCGCAACAAUGCCACCAAUGGUAACUCUGGUUGUGGAUGUUCA
Acytostelium subglobosum LB1 is the source of this 198-nucleotide messenger RNA. RefSeq lists its product as hypothetical. The record is from RefSeq and is a predicted model, not a curated record. Lineage: Eukaryota; Evosea; Eumycetozoa; Acytosteliales; Acytosteliaceae. The transcript has 2 exons. The annotation marks the transcript as partial.